This is a messenger RNA of Vitis riparia (riverbank grape), 3268 nucleotides long. RefSeq names its product pantothenate kinase 2. Gene Ontology annotation, molecular function: ATP binding; pantothenate kinase activity. Gene Ontology annotation, cellular component: cytosol; nucleus. The record is from RefSeq and is a predicted model, not a curated record. Gene Ontology annotation, biological process: coenzyme A biosynthetic process. NCBI's taxonomy places the organism in Eukaryota, Viridiplantae, Streptophyta, Magnoliopsida, Vitales, Vitaceae. The coding region runs from base 261 to 2981 and encodes 906 amino acids. The transcript has 24 exons.
UGCCUAUAUUCAUGGUUCUCAAUCCUAUGCACGGUCAACAAUCCUGUCAACGAAGCUAAAGGUUGAUCCAAUUCACAAAGUUGUUAUUAGGAGUGCGUGUAUUUUAAGUUCAACUCCUGUCCAGUUAUUCCACCGCCCAAACCAGUGUCAAAAAGUGGGUUUGUUUUGGUUCAAUUUUGAAUUCAACGGGACAAUUGACUAACUAGACCUGACCAGGGAGUUGGGAGGGGUUAGGGAGUAGGUGGGCAGAGUUUGGGUUAAUGGCUUGUCUCAAAGAAGACCCUAUUCCUGGAAGCAACGAUAUAAAGGAGGAUAGUGAAGAGACGGAGCCUAAAGAUAAGGUGAGAGAAGAGGGAGGAGUGAGAGAGAUGGUUCUGCCGGCUGGAAAUUCAAUUCACCGGUCCGGUUCUCGGCCGCAGCUUGACCUUAGUGGUGCAGCCAUUCAAGGGAACAAUUUUGAGGAAAGACAUCCAACAAUUCUCUUGCCCAAUCAGUCUGAUGAUAUAUCUCAUCUGGCUUUGGACAUUGGAGGAUCUCUCAUUAAGUUGGUGUAUUUUUCAAGACAUGAAGACCGGUCAAUUGAUGAUAAGAGGAAAAGGUCUAUCAAGGAGAGAUUGGGAGUUACAAAUGGUAAUAGGAGAAGCUACCCUAUUCUUGGUGGGAGGCUCCAUUUUGUGAAGUUUGAGACAAGCAAGAUUAAUGAAUGCUUGGACUUCAUUAAUUCUAAGCAGCUUCAUCGUGGCGGGAUGGACUCACGCCUUUGGCUUUCUGAGGCCCCACCCAGUGAUGAUGUCAUAAUUAAGGCCACAGGUGGUGGAGCACACAAGUUUGCAGAUCUCUUCAAAGAAAGGCUUGGGGUUAGUAUUGACAAAGAAGAUGAAAUGGAUUGUCUUGUGGCUGGAGCAAAUUUUUUACUUAAGGCAAUCCGUCAUGAAGCUUUCACACACAUGGAAGGUCAUAAAGAGUUUGUGCAGAUUGACCACAAUGAUCUAUUCCCUUAUCUUCUUGUUAACAUUGGCUCUGGUGUUAGCAUGAUUAAGGUUGAUGGGGAUGGGAAGUUUCAGCGGGUUAGUGGGACAAAUGUUGGUGGUGGUACUUAUUGGGGCUUGGGAAGGCUAUUAACAAAGUGUAAAAGUUUUGAUGAUUUGCUGGAACUAAGUCAACGAGGAGAUAAUAGGACCAUUGACAUGCUUGUUGGGGACAUCUACGGUGGCAUGGAUUACUCAAAAAUCGGUCUCUCUGCCUCGACCAUUGCCUCUAGUUUUGGCAAGACAAUUUCUGAAAACAAGGAGCUAGAAGACUACAGGCCUGAAGAUAUCUCCCUCUCCCUCUUGCGUAUGAUUUCAUAUAAUAUAGGGCAGAUAUCUUACUUGAAUGCACUUCGGUUUGGGCUUAAGAGAAUCUUUUUUGGAGGAUUUUUCAUAAGAGGUCAUGCUUAUACAAUGGAUACGAUCUCCUUUGCUGUUCAGUUCUGGUCAAAUGGGGAUGCCCAGGCAAUGUUUUUGCGGCAUGAAGGGUUCUUAGGAGCUUUAGGUGCAUUCAUGAGCUAUGAGAAGCAUGGUCUCGAUGACUUGAUGGUCCAUCAGUUAGUUGAAAGGUUCCCAAUGGGAGCGCCAUACAUAGGAGGAAGGAUUCAUGGUCCACCACUUGGGGAUUUGAAUGAAAAGAUUUCAUGGAUGGAAAAGUUUGUGCAGAAGGGAACUGAGAUCACUGCUCCUGUACCAAUGGCCCCAUCUGGAACCACUGGCCUUGGAGGCUUUGAAGUUCCUUCAUCAAAAGGAGACACCCUACGUUCUGAUGCAAGUGCUUUAAAUAUUGGGGUGCUCCAUCUUGUACCAACUUUGGAGGUCUUUCCAUUAUUAGCAGACCCAAAAAUGUAUGAGCCCAACACUAUUGAUCUUGCAGACCCCAGUGAACUGGAGUAUUGGUUCACUGUGCUGUCAGAGCAUUUGCCAGACCUUGUUGAUAAGGCAGUGGCAAGUGAAGGUGGAACGGAUGAUGCUAAAAGAAGGGGUGAUGCUUUUGCUCGUGCAUUUUCUGCCCACCUGGCAAGAUUGAUGGAAGAGCCUGCUGCUUAUGGAAAGUUGGGCCUGGCUAACCUUUUGGAACUAAGGGAAGAGUGCUUGAGAGAGUUCCAUUUUGUUGACGCCUAUAGAAGCAUAAAACAAAGGGAAAAUGAGGCUUCACUUGCUGUUUUGCCUGAUCUUCUAAUGGAGAUUGAUAGUAUGAAUGAGGAAACAAGACUGCUUACCCUAAUUGAAGGUGUUCUUGCUGCCAACAUCUUUGACUGGGGAUCCCGUGCCUGUGUGGAUCUCUAUCAUAAAGGAACAAUUAUUGAAAUUUAUAGAAUGAGUCGUAAAAAGAUGCAAAGGCCUUGGCGGGUGGAUGACUUUGACAUCUUUGAGGAGAGAAUGUUGGGGUCUGAAGACAAGAAGCCUCGCCCACAUAAAAGGGCAUUACUCUUUGUUGACAACUCAGGUGCUGAUGUCAUUCUAGGAAUGCUUCCCCUAGCACGGGAACUUCUUAGACGUGGAACUGAGGUAGUAUUGGUUGCAAACUCCCUUCCUGCACUAAAUGAUGUCACCGCAAUGGAGCUUCCUGACAUUGUGGCUGAGGCUGCCAAGCAUUGUGACAUUCUCCGUAGAGCUGCUGAAGCAGGGGGUCUACUUGUGGAUGCAAUGGUCAACAUCCAAGACGGUUCUAAAGAUAGUUUGUCUUCAGUUCCUUUGAUGGUUGUUGAGAAUGGGUGUGGAAGUCCUUGCAUAGACUUAAGGCAGGUCAGCUCUGAGCUAGCUGCUGCAGCAAAAGAGGCUGAUUUGAUUAUCUUGGAAGGGAUGGGCCGAGCUCUUCAUACCAACUUCAAUGCUCGGUUUAAAUGUGAUGCUCUUAAGCUUGCAAUGGUGAAGAAUCAGAGGUUGGCAGAAAAAUUGAUCAAAGGAAACAUUUAUGACUGUGUUUGCCGAUAUGAACCAGCCCCUUGAAAGCUUCCAGUCCCUUGAUUCCAACAAUUGGCUUCUGUUCUCACCAUUUCCAUCGUGGACUCACAAAUUGAGAGGGCACAGCCCAGAAUUGGGACUAUACAGAAUAAAAAGAAAGCUCCACAUAAACCUAUAGAUUUGUGGUUUCCUUUCAUUUAGAUCGUGUCGGGGGCUGAAACAUUGUACCUUCAAAUUGAGCCCUUUCAACACCCUAUACCCAAUUACAGAACAUAGCAACUUGUACUUCUUUUUCUUUCCAGAGAAAAUGAAUGAUUAGGAAAUUCACAUCA